AACCGGGGCGGACUCUGGCGCUGCGCGAGGUGACCCGAGUCACAUUCCCCCGGGGCGGCGACGGCAGGGCGCCCACUGGCCGGAGCAGAUUCUGGGUGCUAAUCCCUUGUCAGUUAUACAUGUGGCAAAUAUCUCUUUCCUGGAUGUAUGCCCUUUAUAGCUUUCUAGCCUAAUUGUGCUGGCUGGAAUCUACAGAACAGCGUUGAACGGGAGUUGAUUAAUAUUAAAGUUGGAAGCGUGCAUCUUUUGCUGAAUAUUGGAAAUUGAGUGUAAUGGCAACAGAAUUUAUAAAGAGUUGCUGUAGGGGAUGUUUCUAUGGUGAAACAGAAAAGCACAACGUUUCUGUGGAAGCUAAAACAGCAGUCUCAAGUAGUCAAAAGACUGCCAUCUGUGUCCCUCCAUUGACUUCUGUUUGUGUAAAGCCUCAGGUUGGCUGUACUGAGGAUUAUUUACUUUCCAAGUUACCAUCUGAUGGCAAACAAGUACCAUUUGUGGUGCCCAAGUUUACGUUAUCUUAUAUUCAGCCCAGGACGCAAGGAACUCCUUCACAUCUAGAAGAACUUGAAGGAUCGGCCAGAGCAUCUUUUGGGGAUCGAAAGGCAGAACUUUCCGGCUCCUCCCACCCUGGAUCCAGCUAUGACGUGUACAACCCGUUCUAUAUGUAUCAGCACAUUUCCCCAGAUCUGAGUCGGCGCUUUCCCCCUACUUCAGAAGUGACAAGACUGUAUGGAUCAGGUUUGAAAUUUUUUUGUGAUUUAAGGACCAACAAACUCCCUGGUUCUCCCGGGCUAAGCAAGUCUAUGUUUGAUCUUACAAGUUCAUCUCAGAAGUUCAUGCAGAGACAUGAUUCACUGUCCAGUGUGCCUAGCAGCUCUUCAUCGAGGAAAAAUUCUCAGGGGAGCAACAGAAGCUUGGAUACGAUUACUCUGUCAGGAGAUGAAAGAGAUCUGGGGAGAUUGAACGUGAAGGUGUUUUAUAAUUCUUCAGCAGAGCAAAUCUGGAUCACAGUAUUACAGUGCAAAGAUCUAAGUUGGCCCUCUAGUUAUGGCGACACUCCUGCUAUCUCUAUAAAAGGAGUCCUGACAUUGCCCAAACCAGUGCAUUUCAAAUCUUCAGCCAAGGAAGGCUCCAGUACAAUUGAGUUUAUGGAAACUUUUGUGUUUGCUAUUAAACUCCAAAGUCUGCAAAGUGUAAGGCUUGUAUUUAAGGUUCAAACCCAGACUCCCAGGAAGAAGACCAUUGGUGAAUGCUCGCUGUCACUCAGAACUCUUAGCACACAAGAAAUGGAUUACUCUUUGGAUAUAGCACCACCUUCAAAAAUUCCUGUGUGCCAUGCAGAACUUGAGUUGGGGACUUGUUUUCAAGCAGUGAACAGCAGGAUCCAGUUACAAAUUCUUGAGGCACAGUGCCUUCCAAGCUCAUCAACACCUCUGACUUUGAGUUUUUUUGUGAAGGUGGCAAUGUUCAGCUCAGGAGAGCUGAUUUAUAAGAAGAAGACACGCCUGCUGAAGGCCUCCAACGGGAGAGUAAAGUGGGGAGAGACUAUGAUUUUCCCACUUAUACAGAAUGAAAGGGAAAUUUUUUUUCUCGUUAAGCUUUAUAGUCGAAGCUCUGUAAGAAGAAGACACUUCGUGGGACAGAUUUGGAUAAGUGAAGACAGUAAUAACGUUGAAGCAGCAAACCAGUGGAAAGAGACAAUUACAAAUCCAGAAAAGGUUGUUAUCCAGUGGCACAGAUUAAACCCAUCCUGAAGACUUCACGCGUUACUUGGUGAAGAAUUGGACAUUCUUUUAGAAGACUUAAGAUUUCAGUUUGCUACCAAUGAGAAGAGGCAAAUCAGUAUAUUUCUCAAGUCUUUCAUGGAGGUCAUAAUUAUAGUAUUUAAUGGAUCUGUUAGAAAAUUAAACUUGAUAAAACAUGGUAUGAAUUACAUCAGGUAUCCAAAGUAAAGGAAAUGUUUAAGAACUGUGCCGAAAUAGACAAUAAAAUAAAAGGGUUGUAUUAAAUGGGCAACUAAAUAAAUUACAAAACCAGUGAGGAUAUCAACCAUGGAUAGUUACAGCCACAUUAUGUUUAUAGGGUCUUUUUUAAGCUUUACCUAGAUAUUCAAAAUCUACAUGUCAUCCUUGAUAGGACUAUUAGGCAUUUAGAAGACUUUACUACUGACUGUUUCAGUGCUAAUCAUUACUGGUUAUAUCUUGACUUUAUUGUUUACUUUUAGCUACAUAUUUUCUCCCAGAAAGCAAAAAUGAAUUGAUCUGCUUCAGCUCCUGGGGAAAGUUUGUGCCCUUUGUUUAUCACUCCUUAUCCAUAAGGUAUCACAUUGCCAGUUUGUCUCCAAGAAACGUCAGAUAUAGACAACUACAUUUUGGUAAGAAUAAUGAAAACACCAGAGGUUAAAGAUUAAUUGGAAACCCAGUAUACACACAUUUUGCUGUCUUUUUCUCUCUCUCAGAUAUUUUACUCCUUGUUUUAUUAGGAGUUGAAAUAAGAUUAUCAUGCAUAUGGCCUGUCCUAAUCAGCAGAAUUAAAUGAACUUAAAUAGCAAAUUCAGUAUUUUAUGAUAAUCACAUCCUUGUUUUUAGCUCUUUUAAAUAUAAAUUAUUUGUUCUAUAAUUCACAAUGUUCGAGUAUUUUCCCAUUUUUGAAAUUACCAUACCUGAUAACACCAUGUAGCAAAUAUUGUCUAUUGCAGUGUUUCUCAGGUACUCAUUAGAACUCAGUAUGUGGAUAAUUUCAGUUUAAUUGGCCAUGCACACGGGCCCAAAAGAACAGCUCUUUGGAUAAAUAAAUAAGGCUGACCUUGAUCUUGGAAAAUUUUAUUUUAUUUUUGCUAAUGAGUAGACCAAGUGCUCUGUGUUCAUGGUCUUUCAUUUUUCUUUCUAUCUUACUUUGUCUCACACGUGCCAAGAGAUAGAUGGUGAUAUUUUAGGCCAGAAGUAUACUUUGCUAUAGCUUAAGCAUGCCCUCCCUCGUUAUUCCAGUUCUUAUGUUCUGUGUAUUUUAUUAAGAUUUUCCCAAAGAAGCACUUACUCCCCUUAUCCUAGGUAUUACCUCGCCUCAAACUGUAAGAUGUACAUACUUCACCUGUCCUAGCUCUUCCUGCUUAGAGUUUGCACAACAACAGUGGUGUUGUCAGGUCUCUCUGUGCAUGUUAAAAUAUUUGUGUUUUAGAUUUGUGAAAAAUGGCAUAGUAUUGAUUAAUACUCACAUGCACUUUUUAAAAAAAUAUAUUUUAUUGAUUUUUUUACAGAGAGGAAGGGAGAUGGAGAGGGAUAGAGAGUUAGAAACAUCAAUGAGAGAGGAACAUCAAUUCAACUGCCUCCUUCACACUCCCUACUGGGGAUGUGCCCGCAGCCAAGGUACAUGCCCUUGACCGGAAUCGAACCUGGGACCCUUCAGUCCACAGGAUGACACUCUAUCCACUGAGCCAAACCGGUUAGGGCUCACAUGGACUUUUAAGAUAAAUCACCUUGUGUGGUAGUCUUGAAUCUUUGAGACAAAUGGCAACUAUUUGAAAAUUUUUUAAAUAAUUUUUUUAAAUCCUCACCUGAGGAACAUUUUUUAAAAAAAUUGAUUUUGCAGAGAGGUGAAGGGAGAGGGAGAGAGAAGAAAAAAAUACUGAUUGGUUGCUU
Molecule: messenger RNA, 3635 nt
Organism: Myotis myotis
Lineage: Eukaryota; Metazoa; Chordata; Mammalia; Chiroptera; Vespertilionidae
Gene: TC2N
Product: tandem C2 domains, nuclear
Exons: 14
Coding region: 273-1751 (492 amino acids)
Cellular component (GO): nucleus
Source: RefSeq, a predicted model, not a curated record